This is a messenger RNA of Helianthus annuus (common sunflower), 2213 nucleotides long. Its product is annotated as jasmonoyl--L-amino acid synthetase JAR6. Lineage: Eukaryota; Viridiplantae; Streptophyta; Magnoliopsida; Asterales; Asteraceae. The transcript is spliced from 4 exons. The record is from RefSeq and is a predicted model, not a curated record. Bases 117 to 1838 code for a protein of 573 amino acids. Gene Ontology annotation, molecular function: acid-amino acid ligase activity. Gene Ontology annotation, cellular component: cytoplasm.
ACACGCGGCUCUCUCUCCAUAAAUCUCUUUGUUUCUCUCUCACACAACUUUGUUCAUAUCUCCCACUAUGUGUUUGUACUUUGUUUGAUUGACUAUUAUUUAAAUGAAUCAAGAAAAUGGAGAACAAAUUCGAUUCCGAAAAAGUGAUUGAAGAAUUUGAAUCUUUAACCAAAGAUGCAAAAAGGGUUCAAAUUGAAACUUUAAAGAAAAUCUUGCAAGAAAAUUAUGAAGCAGAAUACUUGAAAAAAUGGAAUCUUGAUGGCAGAUUUGAUCCCCAAACUUACACUUCUUGUGUUCCUGUUGUUACACACAAAGAUCUUGAGCCUUAUAUUCAAAAGAUUGCUGAUGGUGCAUCCUAUCCUGUGCUUACUGGAAAACCAAUAACCACCAUUACAUUAAGCUCUGGAACUACUCAAGGAAAGCCAAAGUUUGUACCUUACAAUGACGAAUUGACCGAAAACACAAUGCAGAUUUACCGGACUUCUUUCGCUUUCCGAAACAGGGCCUUUCCAAUUGGAAAUGGAAAAGCUUUGAGUUUCAUAUUUGGAAGCAAGCAAUUCACAACCAAAGGUGGUUUACUCGCCGGAACCGCGACUACAAACGUAUACCGUAGCGCACAGUUCAAGAAAACGAUGAAGGCGAUGCAAACCCCUUGUUGCAGCCCGGAUGAAGUGAUUUUCGCUCCGGAUUUUCAUCAAUCUUUAUAUUGUCAUUUACUUUGUGGACUUAUUUUUCACGAAGAAAUUCAGAUCAUAUCGUCGACGUUCGCACAUAGCAUCGUCCAUUCGUUUAGGACCUUCGAGCUAGUAUGGGAAGAACUUUGUUCCGACAUCCGAACUGGUGUUUUGUCGGCCAGAAUCACGGUUGAUUCGAUAAGAACCGCCAUGGCGAAGGUAUUGAAACCGAACACCGAACUCGCUGACAAGAUUUACAACAAGUGUUUAGGUUUAACCGAUUGGAACGGAUUGAUCCCGGAACUGUUUCCCAAUUGUAAGUACAUUUAUGCCAUCAUGACCGGGUCAAUGGAGCCGUAUUUGAAAAAACUACGGGUUUAUGCUGGUGGAGUACGGUUGUUGAGUGCGGAUUACGGGUCAUCCGAAGGGUGGAUCGGAGCUAAUGUAAACCCCGAUUUACCUCCUGAGAUGACAUCUUUCGCGGUUUUACCUAAUAUCGGGUAUUUCGAAUUCCUACCAUUGACAAGCAUCGAUGAGUUAGAUUCAAUCGAGCCCAAACCAAUCGGCUUAACCGAUGUCCAACUUGGUGAAGAAUACGAGGUUGUAGUCACCAACUUCGCGGGUUUGUAUCGAUACAGGCUAGGAGACGUGGUUAAGGUUAUCGGGUUCCAUAACUCGACCCCCAAACUCCAGUUUGUUUGUAGAAGAAACCUAAUGCUCACCAUAAACAUCGAUAAGAACACCGAAAAAGAUUUACAAUUAUCGGUCGAAGCAGCUGCAAAACUUCUGGCAGCCGAAAAACUCGAAGUCCUUGACUUUACAAGCCAUGUUGACCUGACCACCGAUCCGGGCCACUAUGUGAUCUUUUGGGAAGUGAGUGGGGAUGCAAGUGAUGAGAUUUUGAAUGAAUGUUGUAAUUGUUUGGACAAGUCGUUUGUCGAUGCGGGAUAUGUGAGCUCGAGAAAAGUCAACGCGAUCGGGCCUCUUGAGCUCCGGGUUUUACGUAGGGGAACCUUUCAGAAGAUUCUGGAUCACUAUGUCGGGUUAGGGUCCGCGUUGAACCAGUUCAAAACACCGCGUUGUGUGGGCCCGACUAACCCGAAAGUGUUGCAAAUUCUUUGCAACAAUGUUGUCAAGAGUUAUGUUAGCAGUAGCUUUUGUUAAGGUAGUUUGUUGUGUUUUGUAAUUUUAUUUUAGAGUAAAUUACUUUUUGAGUCUUCGUGUUUUAAUGGUUUUAACCAUUGGAGUCCAAAAUCAAAAUGUUUAACGCCCUGCAUCCCUAGAUGUUUUUUUAUAACCAUAUGAGUCCUUUUGAGUCCAAUUUGUUUAACAAAAUUGGACUCAAACCGUUAUAAGAUGAACAAAAUUGGACUCAAAACGUUAUAAAAUAAAUGACUAGGGACUCAAGGCGUUAAACUUUUUUAUUUUGGAUUCAAGUGGUCAAAACCAUUAAAACACAGGGAUUCAAGUGAUUCUCAUAGAUGGCUUGAUAUAAUAUAUUUGAAUUGUGUAUAUUUGAAAUAAAACAUCUCUUCUACA